AAAAGAGCGUCCCCCACAUGAGUAUCCCUAUAUUUUGUGUUCCAAAAAACUGUCUAGUAAAAUAAUCGAGAAAUAAGUACCCGAGCAGCUAGUACGCGAACUCCAUGGUCGCUAAUCUGUGCAUAUUCUGUUUAGAUGAGCAGAAGUUUCCACACCGGAUAUCCUGCGGUCAUUCCUUCUGCGCGGAGUGCUUCGAGAAAUUCUUGGAGUUGAGUCGGGAUUCGCGAUGUCCACUAUGUAGACGUGACUUCCAUCCUCCUCCUCCUCCGCCUGAAGAUUUUGAAGAAGAUCCGGAGCUUAUAGUACCGCGUCGUGAACUUGAAAUGGACACGCUGGCGCUGACCCUUACCGAACAGGAGUGCCGCUUCUUCGAGCAGCUCUUCCGGGAGGUCCAACUGACAAGAGGUGGGCAAUAGAUGGAGAAGGAAGACCCCGCCAAGGAUCUGUGAUUCAUAUUUUAUUUAUAUUUUAAGAUAUAUUUAUGAUUUGUCUACGCUAAAAAUCUUUCUGAUUUUUCUUGCAAAGUGUUAUGGCUCAGAUGACUUGAAUGCCGGUGGCCACUUUUGUCU
Drosophila eugracilis is the source of this 569-nucleotide messenger RNA. Its product is annotated as RING-H2 finger protein ATL29. NCBI's taxonomy places the organism in Eukaryota, Metazoa, Arthropoda, Insecta, Diptera, Drosophilidae. The coding region runs from base 105 to 416 and encodes 103 amino acids. The record is from RefSeq and is a predicted model, not a curated record. The transcript has a single exon.